This is a messenger RNA of Belonocnema kinseyi, 1122 nucleotides long. RefSeq names its product clavesin-1. Bases 101 to 964 code for a protein of 287 amino acids. The transcript is spliced from 5 exons. NCBI's taxonomy places the organism in Eukaryota, Metazoa, Arthropoda, Insecta, Hymenoptera, Cynipidae. Gene Ontology annotation, molecular function: phosphatidylinositol bisphosphate binding. Gene Ontology annotation, cellular component: membrane. The record is from RefSeq and is a predicted model, not a curated record.
CGUAUCGGGUCACAGAUAUAUCGCUGACGUUCAACCGCGAAGAUCGCUAAAGACCUCCUAGGAAAAUCGCAACCAGAGCUGCAUUGGUUGCUGCCGGAACAUGGCCUUUCAACUCGAAGAGGGUGGUAUCCUUGAUGACGAAUCCAAGGCUCUAGCUCUAAAGGAACUCAGAGAAACUGAAGAAAAUGUCAAAAAUGGCAUUAUUGCUCUUAGAAAUCUUUUGGAAGAGGAUAAAGCUCUUUACUUCAGGACAGAUGAUGAUUUCCUAAUGAUUUUUUUGAGGCCAUGCAAAUUCUACCCAGAAAGCGCACAUGCUUUGAUGAAAAGAAUUGCUGAAUUUAAACAGAGUAAUGCUUCAUUACUCGAUAAUCUGAUGCCGUCUGACGAGAAAAAAGCAUUUUUGGAAAACAAUGUAGUCAAUGUCCUAAAAGGCAGAGACCACAAGAGGCGAAGAGUUCUUAUUGUAAACGCAGGAAAGACUUGGGAUCCUUCAAAAGUCAGUGCUGAUCAGAUGUUCCGUAUAUUUUACCUUAUUCAUGAAGCUGCUGUGCUUGAAACUGCUACACAGGUACAUGGAGUAGUUGUAAUUAUGGACUUCGAUGGUCUUUCCAUGAAACAAGUUAUGGGUCUGACACCUGCCUUCUGCAUGAGACUCCUGUCUUUUAUUCAAGAAGCUAUGCCUCUUCGAUUGAAAGAGGUACAUUUCGUAAAACAACCUUUCCUCUUCAACAUGGUAUGGCAAAUGUUCAAGCCUUUCGUUAAGGAAAAGUUGAAGAAAAGAAUGUUCUUCCAUGGGACAAAAAUGUCUUCCUUACACACUCAUAUGGCAGCAAGUCACUUGCCAAAGAAUUAUGGUGGCGAAUUACCUGAAAUUGAUUACACUGGUGCUGAUUGGUAUCCUGCUAUUGUUAAAUACGAAGACAGAGUAAAAGAAUGGAACACGUAUGGAUUCCGCAAAAACUAAACUUUCGACUCGGCGUUUUACACAGAGGCUCAUUGAUACAUUUUCAAGAACAAUAAGGGUCUCCGCAAUUUAUUGAUAAUAAUAAUUAGACUUUGAAUCUAGGUUAUAUAAUGUUUUUAUUCAUUACUAUGUAUGUGUAAAUAGAAGACACAUAAUAA